This is a messenger RNA of Carassius auratus (goldfish), 1259 nucleotides long. RefSeq names its product melatonin receptor type 1A like (gene mtnr1al). Gene Ontology annotation, molecular function: melatonin receptor activity. The record is from RefSeq and is a predicted model, not a curated record. Bases 53 to 1009 code for a protein of 318 amino acids. Gene Ontology annotation, biological process: G protein-coupled receptor signaling pathway. The transcript is spliced from 2 exons. Gene Ontology annotation, cellular component: plasma membrane. Lineage: Eukaryota; Metazoa; Chordata; Actinopteri; Cypriniformes; Cyprinidae.
CAGCGGCGGAGGACCGGAGCCCUCUCCGCUGUCCUGUGAUGAUGAACUGAGGAUGGUGGAGGGAACAGACGCCCCUCUGAGGAACAUUUCGACAGGAAACCGGGGCAGCAAGUACCUCUCUUUCCCCUGGAUGGUGACUUUACUCUCCAGUGUUCUCAUCACUACGAUUAUAGUAGAUGUUCUGGGCAACCUGUUGGUCAUUGUAUCGGUCUUCAGAAACAGAAAGCUCAGGAAGGCGGGUAAUGCCUUUGUGGUGAGUUUGGCGGUAGCAGAUCUGGUCGUGGCCAUCUACCCCUACCCGCUCGUCCUGACCGCCAUCUUCAAUGACCGCUGGAUCGCGGGUGAUAUUCACUGUCAGAUCAGCGGCUUCCUCAUGGGGCUCAGUGUGAUCGGCUCUAUUUUCAACAUCACAGGCAUCGCCAUCAACCGCUACUGUUACAUCUGCCACAGCCUCAAGUACGACAAGCUCUUCUCCAACAAGAACACAGUAUGCUAUGUGGUCCUGGUCUGGGCGCUGACUGUCCUGGCGAUCGUCCCAAACUGGUUUGUGGAGUCUCUGCAGUACGACCCACGUGUCUACUCAUGCACCUUCGCCCAAUCGGUGAGCUCGCUCUACACCAUCACGGUGGUGGUGGUGCACUUCAUUCUGCCCAUCGGCAUCGUCACGUACUGCUACCUGCGCAUCUGGAUCCUCGUCAUACAGGUGCGCAGACGGGUCAAGCCCGACAGUCGGCCCAAGAUCAAGCCUCAUGACUUAAGGAACUUUCUCACCAUGUUUGUGGUGUUUGUGUUGUUCGCCGUCUGCUGGGCUCCGUUGAACUUCAUAGGCCUGGCGGUGGCGAUCCACCCCAGACUCGGUCAAGCUAUACCCGAGUGGCUCUUCACUGCCAGCUACUUCAUGGCGUACUUCAACAGCUGCCUCAAUGGAGUUAUAUAUGGAGUGCUGAACCACAACUUCCGAAAAGAGUAUAAAAGGAUUAUACUUGCUAUUUUCAAGUUUAAUUGUUGAGUUUUCGGGAUGAGACGAGCACUGUGUUUUUCUUAAAAUUUGUAAGUUAUGCAAAGCAAUUGUAAUGAUGCAUCUUUUGUGAUUCGAAUGUUUUUAUUUGUCAUAGCAAAUAUGGACGUAUACUUUGAUUCCCUGUAUUUACAUCCUAAGAUUGGCACAAAAUGACAUGCGUUUGAACUUGAGUUCCUUGUUUACAUUGUCAUCUAUGUUGUCAUCUUAUUUAAAAAUGUAAUCGGCAUCUAAAUGUGGA